AUGAAUAACCUUCCGGUCCGCGCUAUUCAAAUCUCCCCCCUGUCCCUCCUCCGCCAGUCUCCCCGCACACAGAUCGCUCGGCACUAUGCCACCCAGAGCGACUUGGGCCGUGGGCCUCGACCUACGGGUACAUCAAGAAAGAAGAGCAUUACAGUAUUGUCAGAUGACGGACGUGUGGAGUGGGGUGAUUUGAGUAGAGGAGAGAAGGUUGCGCGCACAACGCAACAGUCCUUCAACUUCGUCAUUGUGUUGGCUGGUGCAGUUCUGACGGCUGGCGUGUUCACAGUUCUCUAUCAAGAGCUAUUCUCGCCAAACAGCAAGACGUGGCAGUUCGAGAAGGCAGUUGAGCGCAUCAAGGAUGACCCCGAGUGUAUAAAACUACUUGGUGAUCGCGGAGAGAUCAAGGCAUAUGGCGAGAACACUUGGAGUCGGUGGGCACGGAGCAGACCUAUUGCGACAACCAUCGAAAAGGAUCGAUUAGGCCGUGAGCAUUUGCGAAUGAAUUUCCACGUCGAGGGUCCUCUCAACUCCGGUGUGGUUAUUGUGCACAUGAUGAAGCCUUUGGACAAGAGCAACCUCGAGUACCAGCUUCUCGCGCUCGAUGUUAAGGGUCACUCUCGUGUUGUCCUUGAAAAGGCCUCGGAGAAAGCCAGCGUUGCUAGCACCUUGAAGCUCUUUGGUAUGCAGUGGCGCUAA
Molecule: messenger RNA, 696 nt
Organism: Penicillium antarcticum
Lineage: Eukaryota; Fungi; Ascomycota; Eurotiomycetes; Eurotiales; Aspergillaceae
Gene: tim21
Product: protein tim21
Exons: 4
Coding region: 1-696 (231 amino acids)
Biological process (GO): protein import into mitochondrial matrix
Cellular component (GO): TIM23 mitochondrial import inner membrane translocase complex
Source: RefSeq, a predicted model, not a curated record